Messenger RNA from Sinocyclocheilus rhinocerous, 971 nucleotides. RefSeq names its product testis-expressed sequence 264 protein-like. Gene Ontology annotation, cellular component: replication fork; endoplasmic reticulum membrane; autophagosome membrane. The transcript is spliced from 5 exons. The coding region runs from base 1 to 864 and encodes 287 amino acids. The record is from RefSeq and is a predicted model, not a curated record. Gene Ontology annotation, biological process: reticulophagy; protein-DNA covalent cross-linking repair. NCBI's taxonomy places the organism in Eukaryota, Metazoa, Chordata, Actinopteri, Cypriniformes, Cyprinidae.
AUGCCACCUCAAAGUCAACCCUGCUUCCUGUACCCAUAUUGCAACUCCUUUAAACCCAAUUUUCAGAGUCUGUAUGAGCUUUUCCAGUUGUCAGCAAGAGGGCAGCUGAUGGGUUUUAAUGGGGCUGGGAAAGUUUUUAUUGUGGAAAUGCUGUUUCGGGAUCAGUUUGGGAAGAUCAGUGUUCCAGCACAGAAGUGUCGCUAUGCAGUGGGUAGUAUUUUGAGUGAAGGCGAGGACGGACCCAAUGAGGAACAGCAGCAGCUGUAUGAGAAGAACGGCUUCCGGGUUUUUUCUUUCCCAGAGGUCACACAUGUUGUCACAGCAUCCUUCCCUCACCGAACCCCUCUCUCUAUUUUCCUGGGGGUGCAGAGGGUCUAUCCACAGCUGAACUGCUACAUCAAGGAAAGGAAGUUGUGCGCACAUCCAUUUCUAGAGAUCUACCGAGGGGGAAUGAUCCACUAUAUGGGUCCGCUGGCUCGGCAGGAUGAUUUCUAUGUUCCCGAAGUUAGAGAGGCCCAAAGAUGGUUAUUGGGAAAAGAGCCUGAAGAGGACGGGAGGACAGACAUCACAGGUGCUGACUCCCACAGCGAGCGCAGUUCCAUGAGCCGCCUGCCCCCCUCGGAAAGCCGGGACACCUCACCUGCCCCAUCCACCACGCGGACGCACUCACACGGAGACGGAGAUCAACACUGGGACUUUGACCAUGUGGAGAGAAACAACACCUCCAGCGUUUCUUCCUUCGAGGAGCUGGAUCUCGACUCAGAGAGGACGGACAGGUGUGACCACACCCCUCCACCAAUCACAGGAAGCGGCAAAAACAACCUGCAGGGCCAAGACAGAGAGAUGAUGGUCGAGGAAGAGUGAGAGAGCGGAAUUUUUUAGAUGGUUUUAAAGGGAUGGUUCACCAAAAAAAAAGGAAAUUCUGUCAUUGUUUUUGUUGUGCAAAUAACCGAAUAGCUUACAUACUCCAA